Tribolium madens (black flour beetle) is the source of this 1128-nucleotide messenger RNA. RefSeq names its product histone RNA hairpin-binding protein (gene Slbp). The coding region runs from base 139 to 861 and encodes 240 amino acids. Gene Ontology annotation, cellular component: histone pre-mRNA 3'end processing complex; cytoplasm. Gene Ontology annotation, biological process: mRNA transport; mRNA 3'-end processing by stem-loop binding and cleavage. Lineage: Eukaryota; Metazoa; Arthropoda; Insecta; Coleoptera; Tenebrionidae. The record is from RefSeq and is a predicted model, not a curated record. The transcript is spliced from 4 exons. Gene Ontology annotation, molecular function: mRNA binding; histone pre-mRNA stem-loop binding.
UGUCAUUACAGCGCGCGCAAAUGUAGGUUAAGAAGAGCAAAAUAUUUACCUCCUGUAUUCCGUUUUUUUUGUGUUCAAAGAAGUGUACAAAUUGACUUGUAGCAACAAAAAGUGCUAGUUUUAAGAACAAUCAACACAAUGACGACUAGACCGCGACUUUCAAUGAACACAUCGCUAAAAAACGCUCGUAUUUUUGAUGAUGACUCUUUGGAUGAUUUAAUCAUCGAUGAGGAUAUCAAAGAAGACCUCGAAGAGCUUGCUUUUAACCCAUUUCAAGACAAAGAGUCGACCAAAGUUACAACCGAAGAAGUCAAGAUUAAAACCGAAAUUAAACAACAAUUUUUUGACGAAGAUACGAACUUUCCAGUUACGACUGAAGCCUUUGAAAAUUUUCACAUCAAAAAAGAAGUUUUAGAUGACUUGAGUUCACCAAUCAAGACUGAGCCAUUCGAGAAUUCUGAUUCCAAUUCUCGAAAGAGUUUUAAAAGUGCUAAAAUAACUUUACUUAAAAAACGUGAUUCGCCCUACAAAUCAGCACGUGAACGUCUUGAAGCUUGCUCUAGCAGAGUCAGUAGUUUGAAUUUGGGUCAAUCUGAGAAAAGUCCACCAAAGAAAAAAUUCAGAAGGAAUGAAAUUGAAACUGACCCUGAGGUUUUAAAGAGGAGACAAAAACAAAUUGACUAUGGGAAAAAUACGAUAGGUUAUGAUGAAUACAUUAAGCAGGUUCCGAGGCAUCAGCGAAAAUCAGACGAUCCUCAAACACCAAAUAAAUUUAUAAAGUAUUCGAGACGCGGCUGGGAUGGCUUGAUUAAGCAAUGGCGACUUAAAUUACACAAAUAUGACCCCAAUGAAACUGAAUAAGUUAAAGAAAUUGUAUUUUAUUAGUCUGUAAGCUCAAAAACUACAUUUUAAGUUUUAAUUAUAAAAUCAAUAAACGAGAAAUUUUAAUUUUACAAAAAUGUGGACAUAUUUAAUAUUUUGGGGCCUUGUUUUUUGAAACAUAUUAAAAAAUCACCAAGGUUUUUGAAGUUACGGAAAAUUAAAUUUUUAAAGUUGUAAACAUUAAAAAGUUUUCAGAAACCGGGACCACAAGUAGAGAUAUCACUUCCGCCUAAAUUUAAACUACUG